Messenger RNA from Cololabis saira (Pacific saury), 6775 nucleotides. RefSeq names its product prostate transmembrane protein, androgen induced 1 (gene pmepa1). NCBI's taxonomy places the organism in Eukaryota, Metazoa, Chordata, Actinopteri, Beloniformes, Belonidae. Bases 430 to 1386 code for a protein of 318 amino acids. Gene Ontology annotation, molecular function: R-SMAD binding. The transcript is spliced from 5 exons. Gene Ontology annotation, cellular component: Golgi membrane; early endosome membrane. The record is from RefSeq and is a predicted model, not a curated record. Gene Ontology annotation, biological process: negative regulation of transforming growth factor beta receptor signaling pathway.
CUUUAGUCGCCGGUCACUCGGCGGAAAACACGGAUGUGUUCAAGCGUGUUUUCCACCAGAACCGGACUAUAAAUGAAACUAUCCGAGGAAGAUUUUAUAAAACACUCAGAUUAGAUUAGAUUUCCAACGUCGAGGUGGGAAAAAAACCAAACACUGUUCCAACAGUUAUAAAGAUAGAUAGACACAGCGCUCUGAGGAAGAGGAGGAGAAUUGAGAGAGAGAGGAGGAGGAGAGAAACCCAGACAGGGGAGGACGGGCGGACCGGAGAGGAAGGAGAGGAAGGAGAGGAGGCUGGAGAAAAAGCAGAGGAAAAAGGACGGAUUUCUGGGGGAGUUUGGGUUCGUCUCGGUCUCCUCUCUCCUCCAGACCCCUGCGCGUAAAAGCCUUCCCACCCGCGGCGCAUUCAUGUCUGACUUCAGGAGGCUUUAAAUGUUCAACUUGAUGGGUGUUUUAAACGCCUCCGCCGCCAAUGUCUCCUGUACUUGUAACUGCAAGCGCCUCACCUCCCACCAGAGCAUGGAAAUCACCCAGCUGGAGUUCGUCCAGAUCCUGGUGAUCGUGGUGGUGAUGAUGGUCAUGGUGGUCGUCAUCACCUGCCUGCUCAACCACUACCGCCUUUCGGCACGCUCCCUCCUCUCCAGACACGCCUCGGCCCGCCGGAGACACCUGCCCCUGGCCAACGAGGGCAGCAUGUGGUCGUCUGAGAGUACGGGAGGAAACUCGGGUCUGAACGAGCAGCAGGCGUACAACCCUCGGCCGUCGGACCGGGGCGUGUCGUACCUGCAGCGGGAGCCGCCCCCGGCCCUGCCGUCCCAGCGCUUCCAGCACGGCUACGCCCCGAGCCGCUUCCAGCCCACCUACCCCUACCUGCCGCAGAGCCUGAUCGACCUGCCGCCCACCAUCUCCCUGUCGGACGGGGAGGAGCCGCCGCCCUACCAGGGGCCCUGCACGCUGCAGCUGCGCGACCCCGAGCAGCAGAUGGAGCUGAACCGAGAGUCUGUCCGGGCCCCGCCCAACCGGACCGUGUUCGACUCCCACCCGCUGGACCCGUCCAACUCCUGCCUGCAGGCCAGCCUGCAGGCCCCGCCCCCGAGCGUGCACUCGGGCAUCAGCGUGCUGGAGGCCCAGGAGGCCUCGUCCCGCCAGCAGAAGCCGGGCGCCCACGUGGACGGAGCUCCCCCCGCCUACAGCGAGGUGAUCGGGCACUUCUACCACCCGCCCAGCCUGAGCUCCGGCCACGGCCACCGGACUGUGCCCUCCUCGCCGGCGCCGCCGCCCUCCCUGAUCCAGGGCCUGCUCAGACCUCCGCCGCAGCAGCAGGGCGGCGUGAACAACCGCAACACGAGGAACGCCAAGGAGAAAUCCCACAAGCCCCAGCAGGUGUGACAGGGUUGAGAACCCCCCCUUCCCUUAACCAGAUCACAACGAGGAAGGAUCGCAGAAAUGGUAACAUCCACCCUGAACCGGUUGACUUUAGCCAGUCUCAGUUUUCCCGUUUCCCCGAGGCGGCGGGGGGGAAGGGGGGGUUGGGAAGCAGCUGCACAAACAGGCUUCCCCCUUGGCGAGGACGCCUGGAAACCACAACACUCCUGCAGAGCACAGUCACGGGAGCACUUCUGGUUCUUCUGGUUGCACGGCUUCCCUCCGCGGGCGGCGGAGUGCUUCAAACGGACACGUGACGGUGAAGAGAGGGCACUUCCCCCGCUCCCUCCUCCGCCAGACUGAUCUGCAUAUUCCUUAUAAAUAUUUACCUGUUCUGCUCGUUUCCAUGCGAACCUUUUUGAUUUGUUUUCACUCGUGAUAAUCCGCCCUGGCUGCUUCGCAGUUUGCAGCAACUCCUCCACCGAGCUUGGGCUUCGCCGCCGGCCGGGACACGUUAGCACAUCGUCCUGGAACUCCCAGGAAGAGCUUAGAUUUUAGUUAGCGUUACCUUAAAUUAGUCCACCAACUGUAGCACGGUGCUGAACGUCCCGAAGCCUAAAGCUCUGCCUUACGUUGACCGACUGAUGCAGGGUGCGUUUGUUUUUGUUUUUUAUGUUUUCUGAAGAGGGUUUGCACAAAAGUUGGAGAUUGAAGAAAGAAACGUGAUGGAUUGAGAGAGGAGGUGGCGAAAGUAGGGAGUGUUUUUCUAAACUUGAUUCCUUUGUCUGUUUUUAUUUUAAUGUCUAGUUUUAGAGAGAGUUAAAACAUCAGCAAUUUGUUGGGGUGCCAACGUUCACAGUGAACAUUUUGCAGCGUACAUGUACACCUGAUGCAUGUGGAGUACACGUACACACAUGUACGCAAAACUGAGAGGGGAAAAACGUGAAUUUAAGAGUUAUUUAUAUAAUUGCUGAAAAGAAUUGCACUAUUUGUUUUUUAUUUGGUAUGAUGGAAGAUUUGAACGGCUGUGAAGGAGCUCUGUCUGUCGAGGCGUGAAAGAAGGGACUGAAAUGGAACCUGCUCGGUGCACAGUGGCCGCCAUCGCAACAGCUAGCGGGGAAGAUCGUGACUUCGGUUUCGCUGGACUCAGACCAACAAUUACCGUACCACUGAUUUUAAAACAAGACGAAACGAAAAAAAAGAAGAAAAAUCUCUGGUUUAUGCAAAUGUCUGAGUCCGGCGAGACGACCGACAGUCGGCAUCCGACCUUUGGGCUCAAUCAGAAUCUCGUAGUUGUGUCUCUCCUCCAUCUUAUUGGACGAAUCAUUAGCCAAUCCCAAAGCUGGGUGCUACUACCUCGACCAAACAAGUCAAGCACAUGUGAGAGUUUGUUCGUGCUAAUCAGUCUCAUUAAACAAACGUCUGAGCUAAUCAAGACAAUGAGUAGCAAUAGUUAGAAGUAGGACGUAGUAGGAUUAGUUAAUUUAUUGGAUUGUCAGAUUUCUUGGUGAGAAAAGAGAGAGAGAGAGAGAGAAAGAGAGAGACGCUUUCGUCUCUAUUUUAGUGCAUUACUCAGGAAGGAAGCCAGUCGCCCGGCGGGCCCCUCAAGUGUUCGAUGCUCCAACUGUGCACCGCUGCAGCAUCUGAUCUCCAGCUUCUCAUAAAGACACGUCCCUCUUUAAGAGCUCGCUCUCAAAACUCUGCUUCCGUCUCUUUGCAGGCAUCUCUGAGCACUUUACCGCAACAGGAAAUGAGCACCAAUCCUCUUCGUCGGGCGGCGUCGGCUCUCUCUUCCACGCGACAAAACUUAAAAAAAAAAAAAAAAAAGGGUAUUAUCUGGUUUUAGAGCUGCACUUUUAAAAGGGUACAAAGAGUUUUGCACCAGUGCUUUGAACAUAAUGUCUUGCAGGAAGGAUGCUGACGCACGUCAUCUCAUUUAAGAUGUCAAUCAGAGGAUUUUUAAGGCGCCACUUUUGGCCAAUAAGUAAAAAUCGUAUUGAAUACAACCAAAAUUAGCACCAGUUUAUAUAUUUUCAACCUCUUCUGUGUUUUGGAAAGUCAAGCAUUUGGUGCAAAACUCUUUUGCAAAACAAGGCAGGUUGUUUAACUGGACACACUGAAGUGUUGACAAGUGACACGAGUGUCGAUAGCAGCCCGUCUUGUGUCGCCUCUUUGAGAGUGCAGAAGUAAAACAGGAUGUGAUUGGGGUUAACAUGAGCCAGUUUAACUCAGCGCCCUCUGAUGUCCCGUAUUUAUGCAAUCCAGCGCCCUCUGCAGGGAGCGGGCCGAACUACAGCCCGGCGUCCUGAAGCUGACGUCACCCCAGGCCAAAAAUAAUAAUAAUCACCUUCAGAUGACCAGAGGAUGAAUCUGAAAUAUUUCAAUCAUUUCUGUUCUUUGGUGAAUCACACGUGUUAAAGAGAGACAAGAACCUUGUCUCGCUUUAUUGUCUCGCUCUUUCUCCUUAUUAGUUCAUGUGCUGUACCCCCGUUUAAAUACGAGCACUUAAAGAGGCAAUAAUAAGAAUGUGUGAAGAAAUGAAUCUAUCAACCCAAAGCAGCUGAAGGAGUGAUGGCUCAAACUAUAAAUAACACAAGAGAUGAGAUUAUGAGCCUGAUCCCAGUGCAAGUGAAGCUGCCGCUGGCGUCUUUCCUCUCCAGCGCUGCCAUUAACUUGCACUUGGAUCCGGCUGCUUUUCCCUGUUUCUAGACAGUUCGGGUUCCUGCAUCCUGAGGGUUUGAGGCGGGUUAUGAGAAAUAAGACUGGCUCUGAUCAGGGUGUCGUCGUGGAAGCAAAUGCUCGAGAUGAGGAUUUGAACUGAAAAUAAAAAAUAUCAAUCGCUCGCUUCGCAAUACGGACUAAAACAAAACCACAGGAGGAGGAAGUGGAAAACUCGCCAGGAGGCUGACUGGAAACACAAAUCACACACACACACACACACACACACACACACACACACACACACACACACACACACACACACACACACACACACACACACACACACACACUGGUUUGUUUACAUACCAGUGUCUGUUUCACUGAUUUUUGAUUGGCUGUGUGUGUAUGUUCUUGUUUUUGUGACAUUAUGAGGAUUUAAGAUUUAAAACUACACGUGUUGUUGGGACCAAAAGUAUUUUUGAGGACCAGAUCCCCAUCAUUUCUUGGGGUCCUGCUGGGGGGGGGGGUUAAAGCUUAAAACCGUGUGAAGUGGGACUAGGUGAACAUUGGCGGUUUAGGUCAGGGUUUGGCUUCAGCUGCACAAAUUUGAAAGGAAGCUAAUACACAAUGAAAAUAAUCAUGACUGAAACACCUAAAGAAGAAGGAAUUAGAAACCGUUCACUUUGUGUUCAUGUUAGUUAGAGUCAGUGACUGCAUUUACAUGCAGUCAAAAUUAGGGUUAUUGCUAAUAUUCCAGUUACUGAAACAUUCGGAAUAUUCCGUUUACAUGGUAAUUAAUCAUUCGGGAUAUCUGGAUCAAACCAGCAACGCGCGGAGAACGUCAUGACGCAAUUCCCAUCAUUUCUGCUUCUUCUUCCUGUAUCCAAACUCAAAACAAAUGCUGCUUUGCGCAACUUUUCUCUCACCUUCUUGUAAAUCUUCUAUCCCGGUACUUUCUACCGUCUACAAAUGCAGAAAUGUUCAUAUCCUUCAUUACAUUUAUGAAGUGAUUAGUCUCCUCCUGGUCUUGUGUUUCUCCGUGUUUAGAAGAACUUCCUGGACUCAAAAGACCAGGAUUCCUUGUGAACAGAGCAUGUGCAGAAAACAAAUUCAUGUUCCGUUUGAUGGGGAUAUUCCGUUUGGCGUUUACGUGACCGAAUAUUUUCGGGUUUUAAAAGGAGUAACCCAGGGGUCAUAUUUGGGUUUUUAAAAACCCGAAUAUGAGCAAAUUCGGGUUAUUCAAAGGGGUUAUUGGUGUUUACAUGGCCGUGCAAAUUCGGGUUAUUGCCAAUAUUCAGGUUUUAAAAGGGUUAUUGAUGCAUGGAAACGCAGUCAUUGAUAUUGAGGGGAAAAAGUGCAGAAGAACUUUUUUCUAGGUGAUUUUUUUCUUCAAAAUGAGCCCUGGGUCACUGUUGAUGACUUUAAACGUGGGCGUGUGUUACCCAGGAAGCAUCUGUGUGUGUGUGUGUGUGUGUGUGUGUGUGUGUGUGUGUGUGUGUGUGUGUGUGUGGUAAAUGUACACUGAUGUGGCCUGGGAAGGACCUCCAGCUGUCUAGACAAAAACUAAACACACACACACACACACACACACACACACACGCACACAGCAGACUAAACAAACUAUCCUAAGAACCUGACCUUCCAGACGCGAGCACACACACACACACACACACACACACACACACACACACACACACACACACACACACACACACACACACACACACACACACUUUCAUUUAUCCAGCACAUUUUUUUCUUUUCAUCGAGGACCACACAAGAUACAGUUAAAACAUUUGUCCCACACACCUGGCCUGCCUCCUCCUCCUCCUCCUCCUCCUCCUCCUCCUCCCGUCUGAGCGAGCUCUUCCUGUUCCCAAGAGAUUGCCUGCCGUCCAAUGACAGAGCUCCUCCCCAGCCGGCCUUGGUCGGCCGUCUCUCCGUCUCCGUGGAGACGUUCAUCGUUUGUUACUGUUGCUUUGUCGUACAAGUGUGCCUGCCUGCGCUGAGACGGGCUCAAUGUGAGUGGCUCGUUGGGGCUGUCAAUCAUCCCCGGCCACGCUGUCUCAGAUGAUGAUGAUGAUGAUGAUGUUUGGAUGACGGUGAUGAGAUUGAUGAAGAUAAGUGUUUUUUGAUAGUGAUGCCGCAAAGAUCGUUGCAAUACACCUACUAUUUGCCUUUUUGAUAACAUUAGUCGUAUCUUAACGUAGUGUGUUAAAUGUAAUUUCUUUUUAUUGUUGUUUAUUUACUUGAGAACAUGAGACAUGAUUUUACUUUAAUUCCUCAUUCACAAAAAAACAACCAUUUGUAAACUUUGAGAGAGUGUAAAACUACCUAGAGUAACCCACAGGAGCUGCAGAUCACUGGGGUGAAAGUCGGUCUCGACUCACGUCCAAGUGUCCUUCCCCGGUCGCUGGCGGGGGCUUGUUUGCUCGGGGAGCAGGGCGACACGGUCUGUGUACUUCACGGCCAUCCGUUUUUUGUUUUCAAAUGACAAAAUAAAAAUAGAGAUAUAAUCCAAAAUAAUCCGUUUCCCAUCUUUUGUUUUGAUAAUAAAAAACGGAAAACGGAUCGUUAUCAAUUAUCCGUUAUCCGAUUUCAUUGAUAUGUUUGAAAAUCGAAAUUGGGAAUUAAAAUAGCGAGUGGAAGGUCCGUGUAUCUUUUGGUCAUUGGAUUUUUCCGUCAUGAGUGGGAAUCAAAAACAAAAAACGAUUGGUUUAUUUGAUUUUCCUUUUAAAACAAAAAACAAAUA